AUGGAAAUACUAUAUUUGAAUAACUCAACUUUCUUGGUCAAUUUCAGCAAUGAGAAGGAUUACCUAAAUGCUCUCACCGGCGGUCCUUGGGUGAUCCUUGAUCACUACUUGAUUGUUCAUCAAUGGACGCACACAUUCCGAACAUCCGACAAACCUCACCGAUCUGUGGUAGCAUGGGUCCAGCUACCUGAGUUACCAAUUCAUUUCUACCAUCGAGAAGUGUUGUUCGCGUUGGGAAAUCUUUUGGGAAGAACGGUCAAACUCGAUUAUCAUACGGAACGUAUGGAAAGAGGGAAAUUCGCUCGGAUCGCCGUGGAGCUCGAUAUGACCAAGCCUCUGAAGACGCGGAUUAGGCUCGAUGGGUUCUGGCAACAAGUGAUCUAUGAAAACUUGCCGGAAAUCUGCUUUGAAUGUGGUCGAAUCGGGCACUCGGAAGUAGCCUGCCCCGAGCUUCACAAUUCCCAGGCGAGCAUCUCUCAGGCGGGUGCGGCAGAUUUGCUCCAGUCACCGGAAGAACAACCGCCGGAGCAGCCGGCGGGUUACGGUCCUUGGAUGCAGGUGAUUCGGAAAUCACGCAGCCAGAAUAGGAAAGGGCAAGCCAGCCAGGGAUCCGCCCAAGGUAAUCCAACGGAAAAAAAAUUGACGCGGGAAAGAUGGGGAGCAAAUCGGGAAAGAAUACGAAGCAAGAUCAAGCAAUCCCUAAGAACUCGAAGACAAGAACGGGAAGGAGGAGCCGAAAGGGGAAACUGA
Molecule: messenger RNA, 750 nt
Organism: Linum tenue
Lineage: Eukaryota; Viridiplantae; Streptophyta; Magnoliopsida; Malpighiales; Linaceae
Source: the annotation of a GenBank genome assembly